AGAAUUUCUUGGUUUGCGGAUGUGAGUCAGUUCAAAUACCUGGCCUAUAAAUUCGCAGUGCUGUUCCUUUUCAGUUAGGUUUCUGCAUCUAGACUCAAAAGUAUUUGGUACAAUGUACAGAAUGUUCUCUAUCAGUACUCUGCUCCUCCUGAUCCUUUCCUGUUGCCUCUGGGACGCAGAUGCCCGAGCCUAUAAUUCUGUUAUUGAGGUGCCAAAUGGAGGCCCUUGGGGUAUAUGGGGAAACAUUCAUCUUUGCCCCUAUGGGUAUGCCAAAGGUUUCUCAUUAAAGGUGGAACCCGGUCAAGGUAAAGGGGAUGACACAGCCUUGAAUGGAAUACGCCUAUAUUGUAAUGAUGGAACAAUAAUAGAGUCAAAAGUUGGAGCAUGGGGAGCUUGGACGGCGAUUCAAUAUUGCCCCCAAGGCAAUCUGGUCUCUUUCUCUUUGAAAAUGGAAGGACUCCAAGGGAAGGAUGACGAUACGACAGCCAAUAGCCUCCAGUGCACCUGCGAAGAUGGGACUGCACUUAUUGGGCAUGGAGGACCCUGGGGUCAGUUUGGCCCAUGGAGCCCUCGCUGCUCUCAUGGCUCCAUCUGUGGAAUCCAGACAAGGGUGGAGGAUCCCCAAGGGAAGGGUGAUGACACGUCCCUUAAUGAUGUGAAGUUCUUCUGCUGCAGCUAAACCAGAGCCAUUUCCCUACCAAGAAUUGGUCAUCUUUUCAUCAAUAUCGAGUGCUGUGAGAACCAGCAAUGGUGUACUGACUUGGGUGUUGAUCUUAUGUGCUCGCCGAUUGUUAUGUGGCCAGCUUUGUCUGUCUUUGUUAGAUGCUUUGUCAGUUAUUUCUCUUAUCUGUAAUAAUUUUCUAACCAAGAUGUCCUAGCAAUUCAUAGAGGGGGUGCAACCCUUCAGAAAUCUUAGUUUAAGCCAUUCUGAGCUUUAUAGAAAUAGUUGUGCUUGGAAACGAACUGAAAACUAUUGUAGCUAUUUCAAGACUGUUGACAAGCCUUUGAAUAAUUUGUUAGAAAAUAAUUCACUGCCCUUAAUUCAUUAAAAUGAUCAACAUCCAUUUUUUUUACAUUUUUAUGUCAACUAUGUGAAAUUUUUAGAGUAGCAAUUAAUGUUUCACAUUACUUCAUUAUGUUACUUCUGGGAGUAAUUUGUUGAUUAGGUUUUAGUUUUCAAAAAUAAUGUAAUAAGUUUUCAAAUAUAAUGUAAUAAUGAUUAAAAUAAAUUACAUUUCUUUUUAAAAUCCCUUAACAUUUUAAUAACAGCCAACACAUUUAAUUUUAACAUUAAUAACCAACACAUUUAAUUUUCUUAAUGAAUUACGUUAUAACUGUGAAGUAACAAUUUGCAUGGCUUUUGUACCCAACUUGGUUUCAAAAUGUAAAAGUGCAGCCCUACUUAGAACAAAUUAAAGUAAUCUAAGCUUAAAAUGAUGAAAGCAUGAAUCACGCUGCCUUCAAUAAUAAGCAUCUCACAACGGCAGAUAAUCUGAGACAACAUCAGAUCCAGGAGCAUUCCCAGGUUGUACACCAGAUCUAUCCAGAAAAAGGUUGAAUUCUCAGUUCCCAAAAGGUUAUAUUGCCUACAAAUUAAAAUCAUACAUAUUUUGUCUACA
Molecule: messenger RNA, 1619 nt
Organism: Anolis carolinensis (green anole)
Lineage: Eukaryota; Metazoa; Chordata; Lepidosauria; Squamata; Anolidae
Product: vitelline membrane outer layer protein 1
Exons: 3
Coding region: 113-679 (188 amino acids)
Source: RefSeq, a predicted model, not a curated record